UGAUUGGACAUUGAGGGUUGCGGCGAAUCUUCAAAUGACGAAUCUCACUUGAAUGUAUGGUUCUGAGAAACUUUUGUCUUGUGGGUUGUACAGACCCGUGUAAUGAAGUUGUUCGAGUAAAGGAUGCAUCAGGACACUGGAAAACGUUUUACGUGCGCGAUAAGUUAGAUACUGGUGGAUUUAGCCAAAUAGAUCUCGUUUUUGACAAAGUGUCUAAAAGAUCAUUCGCUUUAAAACGUAUCCUAUGCCAUUCAAAGGAUGAUGAAAGUAAGGCUUUAAAAGAAGCUAAUUUCCAAUUGAAUCUCCCUGAUCAUCCCAACUUGCUUUCCUGUAUCGCGAGUGGCCUACAACAUGUCUCUAGACGUAAACAAGGAGCUAUUUCAGAAGUUCUUUUGGUGUUGUCUUAUAGCAAGCGAGGUACGUUGCAACGUGAAAUUGACCAUAGAUCUGCACGUAACGUUAUGUUCCCCCUGUACCUUAUAAAGACCAUGAUGAUUGGUAUUUGCGAUGGCCUUAUUGCUCUUCUUUCUUUUGAUAUUCCAAUGUCUCAUCGAGAUAUAAAGCCUGGGAAUGUUCUUUUGUUUGAAGAAAUGAGACCAGUUUUAAUGGAUUUUGGCUCUGCCACUCCCUCCAUUCUUCCUAUUGAGAGCAUUAGAGAUGCAGAAAAAUGGAAGGAGUUUGCUGAGGAAAACUGUUCACUAACUUAUCGGGCUCCAGAGUUGUUUAAUCCAAUAACUUACGAAACCAUAACCGAGAAAGCUGAUGUUUGGGCAAGGACUUUCUUACGGCUUUUUAUGCCUGAAUACUUAUUUUAGUCCCUAGGAUGUCUCUUUUAUGCUCUGAUUUUUUUCAAAUCCCCAAUGGAUUUCGUUCAUGCGCGGGGUGAUAGUGUUGCUCUUGCUGCUUGUUCAGCUAAUAUAUAUUUCCCAAUAGAUUCGUGUUCAAAGUAAGUGUUUUUUAAAGACAUUUUAUGGUUAUCAAAAUAUUAUCGUGAUUUUGCGAUGGCUAAUCACCUUUUGAUCCGAUUUUAGGAUACAAAAUUAUUAAAGUAGCGAUAUGAAUAAAUUAUAUCUUUGUUUUACAUGCGAUUUCAAGUUGCUUAAUCUAAUGCCCACGUUAAAACCUGGUCGAUGAAGUUUAAUCAGCUCUAAGAACCAGUCUAACAUAAUAUUCGCCCCUCAAUAGAAAUUAGGCCCUCUAAUUUAAUCUGACAUCAUCAGCUAUCGCCUUGUUCUUGGACCAAGUUUUUUAAGAGUUCCACCAGAAUUGAUAAAGUUAAUGAAAGCAAUGCUGUCCGCUAAUCCUCAAGAUCGUCCCUCACUUACUCAAAUUGUGGAGUCCUUCAAAAACCUACCUGAAGAAAUCAUGUAUUGUAACAAUCAAAGUGCAAUAACUUAUUCUUUGUAAUCUUGACUUAGUUUGACUAAAUCCCACAUGAAAUCUAACCGUAAAUCUUUCAAUCUUCUACUCUUUCUCUAUACUAUUUACGAAAUACUGAGAAGUCUUUCUAAACUUUUUACCUUAACUUUUAUUCUCUGUACUUUUUAAUAUUCGACACAAUAUU
Messenger RNA from Schistosoma curassoni, 1564 nucleotides. The record is from the annotation of a GenBank genome assembly. NCBI's taxonomy places the organism in Eukaryota, Metazoa, Platyhelminthes, Trematoda, Strigeidida, Schistosomatidae.